UUCUGCACUUUCACCAGAUUACUUCUUGAGUUGCAAUCUUACAAAACGUCUGUCUAUACUUCGAGCACCAUGCCGAGCUUUUUGUCUUUUGUUCGGGACCAGUAUACCCCACUCGCAUUACCGCAGACUCCGACCGAUAUUGCGGAUAGAACCUACAUCGUAACAGGCGCGAACACGGGGCUUGGUUACGAAUGCACCAAGCGCCUAUUCCUGAUGGGCGCUGGGCGAGUCAUUAUAGGAGUUCGGUCCACGGAAAAAGGUGAAGCAGCAUUGACAAAGAUCCGGAACGAGACUGGCCGUCAAUCAGUCGGUGAGGUCUGGGAGCUCGAUCUUACGUCCUUGACUUCAGUCGAAACGUUUUCGAAGCGUAUCGAUCGACUGGACAGAUUGGAUGCUGUCAUAGAGAAUGCUGGCAUGGUGGCCGGGCACUUCCAACUCGUUGACGGCAUCGAGUCUUCUUUGUUGGUCAACGUUGUUGCCACUAUGCUGCUUGCCUUUCGCGCACUGCCUAAGCUCCAAGAGUCCGCCCGAAAUUUCCGCAUUCAGCCCAAUCUCGUGAUUGUAUCGAGUAAUUCCGCAAUUGAUAAGGCUAUGAAUCCCAGUGAGGAAGCUUUGCGAACGGAUAUCUUCGACGCUCUCAGUACGCAAAAGGGUUUUAACGUCAUGACUCAAUACCCCAAAACUAAAUUACUGGAAAUAUAUGCGGUUCGCAAGCUAGCUUCACUCUUAUCCGUAUCCGUGUCGAGUGUCACGAUCAAUGCCGUGAACCCUGGCCUUUGCUACUCGGAGCUGGACAGGAAUGGCAGUUUUAGCGUGAGAUUGCUGCUAAAAAUCAUGAGAGCGUUGCUUGCAAGAUCGGCAGAAGAAGGUAGUCGGAAUCUUGUGCAAGCUGCUUUCGCUAGCACUGAGGCCCACGGAACUUAUUUUUCGGAAUGUCGGAUUAAGGAGGACGAUAUCCCAACCUGGAUGACUAGCAAGGAAGGCGAGUGCACACAAAAUCGGGUAUGGGAGGACCUGUUGAAGAGGCUGGAGUCUAGUGGCCACAGCGUGGAUAUCGCAGCUCUGGCAGUGGGAAAAUGA
Messenger RNA from Periconia digitata, 1080 nucleotides. The record is from the annotation of a GenBank genome assembly. Lineage: Eukaryota; Fungi; Ascomycota; Dothideomycetes; Pleosporales; Periconiaceae.